This is a messenger RNA of Glycine soja, 585 nucleotides long. Its product is annotated as phytosulfokines 3-like. NCBI's taxonomy places the organism in Eukaryota, Viridiplantae, Streptophyta, Magnoliopsida, Fabales, Fabaceae. Gene Ontology annotation, molecular function: growth factor activity. The transcript is spliced from 2 exons. Gene Ontology annotation, biological process: cell population proliferation. Gene Ontology annotation, cellular component: extracellular region. The record is from RefSeq and is a predicted model, not a curated record. The coding region runs from base 6 to 305 and encodes 99 amino acids.
CAUAUAUGAUACAUGUAGUAAUUGUCAGUUGGCAGUUUUUUCUUAGAAUGAAAAUGUCGUCUAAGGUCACUAGUGCCACCCUUUGCCUAGCAGUCUUAUUCCUCUUCUUAACCUUCACAUAUGCAGGCAGACUUGGCCCUGCAUCUUCCUCUAUCACUUCAAUCAAAACUCAACAUGGGGUUUUGGAAGAGGAGAAGUUGGACGUGGAGGAAACUUGUGAUGGUAUUGGUGAAGAAGAAUGCUUGAUGAGAAGAACACUUGUGGCUCACACGGAUUAUAUCUACACGCAGAAGCACAAACCAUGAGAUAUUCAUAUAUAGCUGGUUCUCAUAUCAAAUUCAGGCUAUAUGCCUCACUCGUUUACAUUUGUAAUUUAUGUCUAAGCAAUAGUUUUCAUACAUAUGCCACUUAAGAAAUUCUAAGAGAUAGUUCAGUCACUUAUUUUUCAUUUCUUGCUGUUGCCGAUAGGAGUUUUAAUAAUCUGUAUUAAAAGAUGUAUUCCUUUUUGUUUAAUAUUGUAAAGCAACGUAAAUGUACACCGAUUUUGGUAGAUAUAAAUUCGGAUAUUACCUUUAUUUUUAUUUA